GGGUUUGAGGUUUUUGACAGCAGAUGGAGCCACAGUGUAGGGGCUAAUAUUUUAAUUGACACAAGUCCCCACACUGAAGGAACAAAGUUAAGACUGUUGUACAAGUUAUAAGGAGCCAAACGCGGAUUGGAUGCAGUGUGCAACCAAUGGGAGUCAGUCUGUGCAGGAAAACAAUAGUCCAGAAGGUCCGUGUGAAGUCAAGGCUAUUUUUGGUGGGGCCCGCCUUGCUUCCUAUUUCUGUCAGCAGGAGAGCGGAGGAUAGGGGGCAGGACUUGAGGGGCCGGACUUUCUUUUUUGCAACUUGCCUCCGAUAAGUCUCUUUUCUUUUCCUCCUCCUCUUCUGUACUGUCUACUGACAACACCAGCGGAGCUCACCAUCACCUCCCGUCAGGUUUUCGCUCUACUGGAUGCUCAAAGGCUUCUUUAGCUGGAUUAUCUUCAAGUGUUUGGACUUAGACUGUUUCAAGAGCCUGUUAGGUGUCAACGGGUUCUAAUUUACAAGAUGGAAUCAGCACCUCUGGGAACAUCAUAAAGACAGGCAGACAGGACAACAUAGUUCACACAGUGGUAGAUUCCUCGGUGGCAGUGCUGGUGUCGUGCACGACCUUGUGUCCCAUGGACCUCAGGGUGGGAGAGCGGGGGAUGCGCCCUGGUUCAGACACGGCGCUCCUCACCCCACUGCACCCGCCUUUACUCCUCACCCCAUUCUCUCCUCAGCCCCGCACCUCCUUCUCCCAACAACAAUUGCACCAGCACAUCAGGUUUAACAUGGAGCAGAGGAGGCGAGAGCAGGAGCACCACGAGAAACAACAGGAGUUGCAGCAGCUAAAACACAAAGACAAGAGUCAACAGAGUGCGGUGGCCAGUUCCGUGGUGAAACAGAAACUCCAGGAGGUGAUUCUUAAGAAGCAGAAACAGGCAGCGCUGGAAAGAACAAACUCCAACACUCUGACUGCACCUCCUGUAGCAUACAGAAAGCUGGGCCCAGACCCGAGUGUAUCCUCCCAGCCUCUGGUCUCGUCUCCGUCACAGCCUUCAUCUGAGGGUUCAGAAGGGACGCCGCUACGCAGAGCAGCGUCUGAGCCCAAUCUGAAGGUGAAACACAAGUUGAAGAAACACCUAAACACCCGCAAGAGCCCGCUCACCCGCAAAGAGAGUGCCCCGCCCACUGUUAAACACAGAGUACCUGACACACUGGACUCGUCCCCCAGCAGCAGUAGCACUCCAGUCUCUGGCUGUAGUUCUCCUAAUGACAGUCUGCCCAAUGAGAAUGGGCUACUGCCAUCUGCAGGCGGCCUCUCACAUGAGGCCCAGAAGCUGCUGCUCAGAGAUGGCACUCUAGCUAACUUCACCAUCCAGAGUCCCUCCACUCUGCCCACCAUCACCCUGGGACUACCAGCCAACGCAAGGGCUGAGGGAGAGCUGUCCUCUCUGAAGGUCGGCCGGUUGCCAGUGGUUACAGCCGGGGGCUCACCCGUCUUCCUCCCCCUGAGCAGAGAGGAUCAGGCUGGACAGCUGAAUCCUCACCUGCCUGUCAUCAUCCUGGAGCCCUCUGGACUGGUACACACUCCUCUACUCACUGUUCCAGGCCUAGACCCUGUCCCACUACAGUUUGCCCCCCAGUUAGACCACCUGGCACCUGGAGGCGCUCAGCCCCACAAGCCCCUAAGCAGAACACGUUCAGAACCCCUCCCCCAGAGCCCGCGGACCCUUCACACACAUCUCCUCCAACAACAGCACAACACACAACUACUGGAGAGGCUCAAACAGCAAACUCACCUGGGCAAGCUGAUGUCUAAGUCCAGUGAGAAGCCCAGACUGCAUCAGAUCCCCUCUGAGGAUAUGGACUCAGAAGAUGGUGGCAGGACGUCGCCCACAGAGCCAACCUAUCAGAGCAGAGCGAGGGCAGGGUCACUGAGGGAGGCAGGGCCAACAGCAUCCAAGAGCCACGAAGAGCAAAUGAACCUGCAACAUGCGCUCAUACUCAACCAGUCGUUGCUAUGGGAACAGCAAAAGCAGCUGCAGCAGCUGCAUCGACAGAUGGAGACCCUGGCAGUACCCAUGUUACGCGGCAGCGGUGGGGUUGGUAGUGGGUUGGGUGUCCAUCGCCCCCUGUCACGUACACAGUCAUCCCCAGCCUCCACCUCUCUCACUCUGCCUGAGAAACCUUUAAGUCUUGCUGCACAGGACACCAGCAGCAAACCACGCUUCACCACUGGCCUGGUGUAUGAUUCUCAGAUGCUGAAGCACCAGUGUACAUGUGGAGACAACAGCAGUCACCCAGAGCAUGCUGGGAGGAUACAGAGCAUCUGGUCCCGACUACAGGAGAGAGGCCUAAGGGGACAGUGUGAGAGUAUCCGUGGUCGUAAAGCCACUCUGGAGGAGCUGCAGUCAGUCCAUACUGAGCGCCAUGUGUUGCUCUACGGCACCAACCCGCUCAACAGACUCAAACUGGAUAAUCGCAAACUAGCUGGAAUUCUCUCUCAAAGGAUGUUUGUGAUGUUACCAUGUGGGGGUGUAGGGGUUGAUAAUGACACCACCUGGAAUGAGUCACACACCUCUACGGCAUCACGCAUGGCAGCAGGCAGCGUUGUUGAGCUGGCCGUCAGAGUGGCCAAAGGAGAAUUAAAGAACGGCUUUGCUGUGGUCAGACCGCCAGGGCAUCACGCAGACCCCUCCAAUCCAAUGGGUUUCUGUUACUUCAAUUCUGUGGCCAUAGCUGCCAAGCAGCUCCAACACAAGCUCAGCGUCAGCAAGAUCCUCAUUGUUGACUGGGAUGUUCACCAUGGUAACGGCACCCAGGAAGUGUUCUACUGCGACCCCAGCGUUCUCUACAUCUCGCUUCAUCGCUAUGACGACGGAAACUUCUUCCCUGGCAGUGGGUCGCCAGCUGAGGUUGGGUCUGGAGCAGGUGAGGGCUUCAAUGUGAAUGUGGCAUGGACAGGAGGACUGGACCCACCCAUGGGAGAUGCUGAGUACCUCGCUGCAUUCAGGUCUGUGGUGAUGCCCAUCGCCCAGGAGUUCUCUCCGGACGUCGUUCUUGUGUCGGCUGGGUUUGAUGCCGCCGAGGGCAACCCUGCUCCUCUGGGAGGAUACAAGGUCUCUGCCAAAUGUUUUAGCUUCCUGACCCGCCAGCUAAUGUCUCUAGCAGGGGGUCGUCUGGUUUUGGCCCUUGAGGGAGGUCACGACCUUACAGCUAUCUGUGACGCAUCUGAAGCCUGUGUCAGUGCACUCCUGGGCAUACAGGACCCACUGCCAGAAGAAGUCCUACUCCAGAAGCCCAGCACUAACGCAGUCCGCUCCCUGCAGACUGUCAUACAGAUACAAAGUCAGUACUGGCAGAGUGUAAAGGCUCACAGUGGAUCAGUGGGUCUGUCCUACCUGGCUGCUCAGAGAAGAGACUGUGAGGAAACAGAUGCUGUCAAUGCUUUGGCCUCACUCUCUGUGGGAGUACUUUCCAACAAGAGCCUCCCUGAUGAGCCAAUGGAGCAUGACAGUGACUCCAUGUAGAAGAAUACGACCAAUCACCUCACGGAACUCACUUUCAGGAAUUGGGCCCCACCUGUAGCCUGGGAUCUCCUGCGCUGUCACAUGACCAUGAAGGGGACGUGUUUGUAAUACCACUGAGCCCCACCCAUCUGCCUUAUUCACACACAUGCACAUCCACUAACACACAAUGCUGAACCUCUACAGACUUGCAGUAUGAGCACCUCAAUGCUGGUAACCACUCAGCUGAAGCCAGCAGCACUACCUGCAGCUGGGAAACCUUCUGAAACCUCACCAAAGAGCAAUACAAGAUGAUUUUUAAUAGAUUUUUCACAUCUCCUGACUGACAUCGGAUUGUGUGUGUUCAGAGGUCCAGUGCCACAGCUCUGUGACCACAAACUUUAUAGGAACAGACAGAAUUCAGAUGCAGAGUCCACCUCUGAUUCUUCUUGAAGCACUAUGUACCAGCAGCUGUUUUGUUGCCUUAAGUUUGCCUUAAUGGAAGGACCAACAUCAGGUUUCAGAAGGAGGAGACUUUGGAUUACAAAUUCCUUUCUCUUCUGCCACUUUGCUUCCCAUAUCAGAGUUGAAGCAAAUGUAGACCAAAUGGGAUGCAAAAUGACUAACACAGAAUUAACCUAUGACAUCACGUGAAAGCUUAUACGUAUACAUCUGAUGGAUAAGAUGCAAAAAUAUCAAUAUGAAGAAGUGGCCACAUCAUAAAGAAAGAAUAUGGAAAAAAGACACAGAGAUUGUCUGUUUUAAUGAUGUCAUUACAUGCAGUUUAACCACUAGAAGAAGACAACAAAGAACUCGAGGGAAAGAGAGAAAAUGAAGACACAAACUGUGGUUUUGUACAAACAAAGAAAGGGCAAAUGUCCUUGUUGUUUUAUUGCACUGUUCAUUCCAUAAUGUGAACCAUAAGAAAUUCCAAAGCUCUGGGAAAAAAAAACAACUCCUCUCUGUAGGUUAUUUAAUAGUUUUUUUUUUGACGAUUUGGAUGAAAUUGUGUUUGCUAUAUUUUUCCCACUCUUCAUCUGAGAUGUCUUAUGUAGUCUCUGACUCACUCCAAGGACAUGUAUUGGCCGAAAUACUGUAGAGUUGAAUUUCUUAUGAAGUUAAUCUGAAAAGUAGGCAAGAUUUUCAGAGCAGGAUUAUUUUUCACUGCUGUUCAGUGUCUUAAAUGCACACACAUACACAUACAGUAUAAAUACACACACAUGUACAAAGCAAAGAUGAACUAUUGAUGUACCACUAGUAUUGAAUACUGUAUAUUAUUGUUUAUAUUUGAGACUAAUGUGUGUUCAUUCCACCGUGGGACCACUGAGGACCAUUGUAUUGUUCUAUAGUAGCAAUAAUGUUAAUGCACUUAAUGGACAUCACCCAAAGAAAACCGCCUUAAAACGGCCUAGGACUGUAUGGAAGCAACACAAGGGACCAGUAUGGAUAAUGCUCUUACAGUGACUCUACUUUCAACAGACAUUAUUUGAACCUGUGGAUUUAGGUGAACAUCAUAUAUGCAGACUUUUGUAUAUUGUUUGUUUUGAUGAUGUCUGCAGUGACCUGGCCUGGUUUGAAUGUGUUCUUCAUUAUCUAAAAAAUCAGUUUUGGAGUUCCAGGCUUUAUCACAGUCUAAUUAAGGAAACUAAUGCACUGUGUUUUGUUUGGAAGUGAACUUGAGUGUUUUUCCAUAUGAGACUGUUCUCUGCAACUGUGUUAAGUAGCAGCUCUUCUUGUCAUGUUACAAUCAACCUAGACAAUGCCAUGCUAAACAUGACAGACCAUCAUCUAAGCUGAUUUGUAGUAGAGGUCAUGUUGAUCAUUCAUUUGAAGAAUUUUCUGACUGCCCUGCUAUACAGGCAUGUAAGGGCUCUGCAUUCCAAAAGUAAAAAUAACAAGAUCAUAUUUCUUAGUUUGGAGGUUACUGUGCAGCAAAAUGAAAAUUGUCUGUUUUCAUGCACACUAGGUCUGACCUUUUGAUGAACAAUACUAAUAUUAGAGAUAACAGAUAACUAAAUCUGACUAAAUUUGUGGCCAAAAUAAAGCACAGUUCUGUUUUUUCUGUUUUUUCCUCCACGGAUUUUAGGGUGUUAAAGCUUCUAAAAAGCAUCUAGACACUAAAACUGUCCAAUGAAACUGAGACUAAUGAAAUUCAUAUUUGACUAGUUAGCCAUCCAUGAUUAGUUUUAAAGCAGCACAACUCUUGAUUUGGUGUUUGUGUGUAAAUGCAGCUUUUGUAAAAUUUAGUUUCAUUUGACUGGCCAAAGGAAGUAUUGUCAGUUUAGCAUCCAGGCAGGAAACUGUAUUCAGUGUUCAGUUUGCUUUAGUCAGAUCCUGGGCAUCGUCUGUCCAACAGAAGGCCUCUGAGCUUUUAUAUUAAAAGUAGGGAUAGAAACCAAAAGUUAAGAUUUUGCCAUUGCAGAAGUCCCACUGCUGUUGCACUACUACUCCAUACCAGUAGGAAUUACUAAGAAAAUGUUGCAUGGAUGAUUGGUGUUCUAUAAUUGGUGCAAUUAAAAAGUGUCAUUCUUUUAGUGUUGUUUAUAGUAUUCUUAACAGCAAGUGACGGCAUUUAAACAAUAUGCUGUGUCUCUCUUAAACAGCGUGCCCAGCAGGUGCAUGUGGUGUCUAUGAAGUAAAUGUUGUCCGAUGUGUCAAUGAGUGUAUGUGUGUGUGUAUGAGUGUGUGAGAGAGUGUUGGUGAUUGCAUGUGCACUAGUACAUAUGUAGACUUCUGUCAUGUGUUUUGUUAAUGCAUUUGCAAGUGUUAGUACAUGUGUGUGUAUGUUUGUCCGUCAAAUACUGUAAAUGACCUCUCCUGUAUUAUAUUCCAAGUGGCUGUUGUUUGUUUUGUUUUAUGUAGAGGCCAGUAUUGCCUCAACUCUUAAUUCCCUUUAUUACUGAUGUCAUUUGUACCUUCUUAAAGAAAGACACUGUAAAUAGAAACUCCAAGACCAAAAUACACAUGUCACACAUGUGCCUUGAUGCAUUCAGUAGUAUGUGUAUUGGUAACUCUUAACUAACUGGAUUUACAGUAACUCUGUAUCUAUAAAGAUGACAUUGAAAUCUUUGUUUCAUUCUAUUCUUUAUUAUUUACCUGUAUGUGUUAUUGUUCCUUCACAUUUCCUACCAUGUUUAUGUAUAGAAAGAUUGUCUAUUUUGUACUGUUAUUUUUGUCUCUUCCUCUUGAUUAAAAAAAUAAUUUCCAGUAUAAGUCAA
Siniperca chuatsi (mandarin fish) is the source of this 6704-nucleotide messenger RNA. It is a transcript of the gene hdac7a, whose product is annotated as histone deacetylase 7a. The transcript is spliced from 26 exons. The record is from RefSeq and is a predicted model, not a curated record. Lineage: Eukaryota; Metazoa; Chordata; Actinopteri; Centrarchiformes; Sinipercidae. Gene Ontology annotation, molecular function: histone deacetylase activity. Gene Ontology annotation, biological process: chromatin organization; negative regulation of transcription by RNA polymerase II. Gene Ontology annotation, cellular component: histone deacetylase complex. The coding region runs from base 616 to 3510 and encodes 964 amino acids.